Molecule: messenger RNA, 1383 nt
Organism: Emiliania huxleyi CCMP1516
Lineage: Eukaryota; Haptophyta; Isochrysidales; Noelaerhabdaceae
Exons: 1
Coding region: 1-1383 (460 amino acids)
Molecular function (GO): S-adenosylmethionine-dependent methyltransferase activity
Source: RefSeq, a predicted model, not a curated record
AUGAAGGGCUGUCGGCUGGGGUGGGCGCUGUCGUGGCUACUUCUCCUCGACUCUGCGCAGCUGUGCGCCAGCUGGACGCCCGCUGAGGGCGCAAGCGUAAAUGCCUUUGCCCGCAAGUACAGCCAGCCAAAUUGCCGCGUCCUGGACGUCGGCGGCAGGGUCAUCCAAGGCGGCCCGAGGAAGACGUUCGAGGCGCGAGGGUGCAACUACACCUCGAUGGACAUCGAGGCCCAUUCGAGCGUCGACGUGGUGUACACGCCCGGCUCGCCCUUCCCGUUCUCGGACGGCGCUUUCGACGUGUCCAUCACGGUGAGCACGUUCGAGCACGACCCCAUGUUCUGGUUGACGAUCCGCGAGAUGGCCCGCAUCACGCGGCUCGGCGGGCACGUCUUCUGCCUUACGCCGAGUACGGGGCAGUACCACGCGCACCCGGGCGACAAUUACCGCUUCCUUCCCGAUGCGGGAGCGGCGCUCGCGUUCUGGAUAGGCCUCGACCUCCACGGGUUGCCGUCGUACCCGCUGCAGCUGCUCGACGUUUACUUGCUUCGCGGCACCCUACACGAGAGCUGCAUGACGUUCCUUCGUACCACGGAGCCGGCGGUCGCGAGCACCCUGCCCGAUCUCGGGAUGCAGUGCGUAAAGGGCUCCCUGAUGAGCGGCACCUGCCACAACAUCACCCAUGCAGUGGCCCACAACGCAUACAACGAACAUGGAAGGCCGCACCAGGGAGCUCAGCGGCUGGAGGGUCUUCGAGACUUUGUUGGGGCUCUCCCAACGGUCACGACGGGCAGCUCACCUGGCCGACGCGCGCCGCGCGCGCUACACAUUGGAGGCGUGGGGCCCCAAUCCGCAGAGGUGCAUUCCGCGACAGCACUGCUGGCGGGUCAUGGGUACGUGUUCGAUCUGCGUGACGCGAGACUUGGCUCCGGUGGCCGUGGCAAACGCAGGCAUGCCUCGCAUGCUUACCAGAUCCCGUCCCGCACGGGCGAGUUCGAUCUGAGUGUGGCCAUCUCGACCCUCGAGCAUGACCCUCUCUGGUGGAUGACCGUGCGGGAGAUGGCGCGCGUCACCAAGGUGGGCGGGCAUGUCUACGUGAGCGUCGUCAGCACAGGGCCGUACCAGCCCGCGCCUGGUGACGCGUUUCGCUUCAUGGCCGACUCCCCUGCCGCGAUCGCCUUCUGGACGGGCAGGCCACUGGGAUCGGCUCCAGCGUAUCCGCUCCGCGUACACAAGUCGAGGCUGCUAGAAGGGAAGCCGUACCACCAAUUCAGCAACCCCACGGGGACAAGCACGCUGGAGAUGGUCUUUGCGAGAGUGGAGGACCCGAGCUUAUACUUCACAUGCAAAGAUGUGGCGAGGAAGGAGCGCGGGGGUGCCUGCUAG